Messenger RNA from Nakaseomyces glabratus, 1362 nucleotides. RefSeq names its product Bbp1p (gene BBP1). Lineage: Eukaryota; Fungi; Ascomycota; Saccharomycetes; Saccharomycetales; Saccharomycetaceae. The record is from RefSeq and is a predicted model, not a curated record.
AUGGUGGAUACGGAUGAUGGUGCCAGUGUAGGUGGGCUGAAAGGUGUAUAUAAGUGGACAGUGGACGCGCUGUUUGGUAGUGGGGUAUCUCCAAGCGCGAAAUAUAGAGGGUUGAAUCACGGGAGUUCACGGCAGAGGUAUUCACAGGAUGACACUAAUUAUUCGAGGUAUAAGCCUCUGAGUUCAAUGAGGUCGAGGUCGAGGUCCAAUUCUUGGUCUGUACCAGUGCCUCAGGAUCCCUCAUUUUAUAAGAGGUAUGAUCUUUUACCUCCUAUUUCAAGUGAUGAUGAAGAUUACAGUGAGGAAGAUAAAUUACAAUAUGGUGCUAACUCGAAUAGAGGAUCACCAAUGGUCAAAGGUCUUAUGAACCCAGCGCCAGUGGUACCGAAACAACAAAACAACGGAUAUGGAGAAUUUGAUAGAAGAAGUACAAAUCCGUUAUUCACAGACCCUACGGACACCUUCGCCAGAAGAAAAACAUCAAGCAGUUUGAUGAACAACUAUCGUUCAAGUACUGAGGGUAUCGGAGAUACAGCAUUUAUUGAGGAAACUAGAAAUAUAAACAUCAAUGGUAGAGACCCUCUUAUUGCCAAACUAUUUGGAAGGAUUACAUCUCCCAAGAAGAUGGCAAAUUUGCCUGGCAAAUUCCCUUCUCCUGCUAAGGCUACUCUUGACUCAAAUAGAAGGAGAAAAAACUCUGUGCUUCACUCAAUUGGAUCAGGCCGCGUACGAGAAACUUCUACUAGUUUAGAUGACAAAAAAAUCCUUAGUGAAUAUAUGGACAUCAUAUCUGAUCUGGAUAGAAACAAUGAAAACCUAUCAGCGCUAAGUGAACAAGUUGAAGAUAGAAAUCAAAGGUAUGAAGAAAUUGAUACUGAGUAUAAGAAGAAGUAUUAUGAUAUGCGGAACGAAUUGAUUAAGGAACUAAAACAGUCGAAAAAGACACAUGACAAUUAUUACCUGCUCUACAAUAAAUACAAAGAACUAAAAGAAAUGGCAAGUGAAUCCAAUAGACUAAAAUCUACGAUAUAUAAUUUGGAGUCAGAGAUAUUGGAACAGGGUGUUUCGAAGAAUAGAGAGAUUCAGAAUCUGAAUGAAAAGAUUUUGAAGCUCGAGAGUAGAUGUCAGGAGCUCGAAGCAGAGAAAUUGUUGGAGAGAGAUAAAUACGAAUUACGGAUAGCCAGCCUAGAGGCCAAGCUCCGUGAACAAAACAUCUCAAAUGGUAAGAAUUAUUUCAGUGAUUACAGCUAUUCUCAUAGAUCGAGAGAGUUUUCACCAGACAACUACCGUUAUCUUAAUAAUUACUUUUCAGAAGAGAUGUCAGACUUUGAUGCAGACAUUCCAUAUAAGAAUGGUCGCUGA